Molecule: messenger RNA, 1734 nt
Organism: Paramecium pentaurelia
Lineage: Eukaryota; Ciliophora; Oligohymenophorea; Peniculida; Parameciidae
Source: the annotation of a GenBank genome assembly
AUGAAUUGUUUUGAACACAAUUCACCCUACACACUUCUUUGUUGGGUCAAAGGAUGCAAUAAGAAAUUUCUAUGCCAUCAAUGUAUGUAAAAACAUGAUCCUCAACAUUUCUCAAUGAUUCAAUCUCUAAAUGACUUUGAUACUUAAAUUAGCUAAAUACCCAAAUCCAUUUAAUAAAAUCUAAUUCUCCUUAGCUCUCAAUUAAAUUCUGCUUAAACAUAGAUCACAUUGAAUAAAGAUUCACUAAAAAAAUAGAUCAUCAAACUCUCAGAUUUACUUAAAGCUAGACUUGAUGUUGAAAUAAAUAAUUUCUGUUCAUCAGCAAUAGAUUAUACUACUAUUUAUUAUAAAUAGUUUGAAAAUGAUAUUGCUGCUAUAUUCAAUACAAUAUCUGAACAUUCUCAAAUAUUCACUCCUUAAACGGGUAGACCAAUUAAUGAGUUUUAAUUCACAUAAUUGAUCCAAUAAUAAGAUAAAAUGUUUGAUAUUAUUCUACCAAAAUUAAGCUAAUAAGUUUAAAUGUUUGUUUAGUAAAUAUCAAAUAAUUAACUAAUCAUGAAAACUGAAAACUUUCAUUCAAUAUUAAACAAUAACAUUUCUAAAACUUUUUAAUUGAACAAUUUACUUUAUACCAAUGAAACUAUUCAAACUUAAACAUCAAAGUCACUUAUUUAAAAAAAUAGAAUUAUGUCACCUUUAAUACCAAAAAUUGAUCUAAAAAAAAAUGCAUCACAGUUAUUUUCUUAAAAAUAACAAUCAGAUAGAAUAAAUGAUUAAUCAGCAUUUUAUAAUGAUAAUAUAGUUGAAUUAAGUGGAUCUAGAUUUCUUUAAUAAAAAUCUAUCAAUACAGUACUUACUGGUCAUACUGAUAUUAUAUUAUGUGUUUGUGCUUUUUCUAAUACUUCUAUUUUAUCAGGUAGUGCAGGAGGAACUAUAAGAAUCUUUUAUAUUGAUAAUGCUAUAACUCAAACAAAAUUGAAUGAUCACAAAGGUGAUGUGUUGGCAAUUAUCAAAAUUAAUGAUACAAAUUUCAGUAGUGCAAGUUCUGAUUAAACUGUUCGGGUAUGGAAUUAUUAAAGAAAAGUAUGUGAAUAUAUACUUGUUGGACAUGAAUAACCAAUCAAAGCUCUAAUUCUUUUAUAAGACACCGAUUAAUUGGCCUCAGGUAGUUUGGAUCAGACUAUAAAAAUAUGGUCUCUCAAAAGGCCUAAAAUCAAAUUAAACAUUAAAGAUCAUUAAAAAAUUUUUGCUUUAUGCUACGUAUAAUCUAAAGCAUUAAUUGUGAGUGGAGGGGAGGGUAUAUUAAGUGUGUUUAAUAUUAUAAAUGGAUAUUGUAGAGAUAAAUUAGAAGGACAUACAGGAAAUGUGCUUUGUCUGAAGUACUUAAAAGAAAUUGUCAAUGGAGAGUUUGUUUCAUUGAUCUCAUCUGGAGGAUCAGAUAAAAAAAUUAUCUUAUGGAAUCUGGAUCGAGCCCAGAAAUUAUAUAUAUUAAUUGGUCAUUAAGAUUACGUUACAUGUUUAACCUUUGAUAACGAAAAUAAUCAACUUUGGUCUGGUGGAGCUGAUUAGACUAUACGAUGUUGGGAUAUUGAUAAGGGACGUUAAGUUUUUAUAUUUAAAAGACAUACUGAUUAAAUUAGUUGUAUUGAAUAUAUUGCAAGUAGAGAAUUGAUAAUAAGUGGAAGUUGGGAUAAAAAAAUAAGAGUUACAUCAAAAUCUAUCUUAGUAAAUUGA